CGGUCGUUGCUUCACUCUCUCACUUCGGUCGUGCUGCUGGCGCGAUCUCUUGCGCUCGCCUUUCUCCACACGCUGGUGCGCUGGGUGCGCAUUCCGCGGCCGACUUCAUUCGCCACCGCCGAUUCCUCCGCCGUCGCGGCCUCGCUGCCAUUGUUUGUUAUGAUGUCGUCCGUCGUGCCCGCCGCCGUCGCGUUGCGGACGCCGCGCGCGCCGCCCCAGUGAGCCGGUGAGGGUGCCCAGCGUGCGUGCGAAACAUGGACAAAUACAGUGCGAGUGCGUCGAUCCCACACUGCUGAGACAUGAAUCACAUGCCGCCGUACAGACUGAAUGUACCGAACGCGGGCGGCGCGGACCACCCUGCCUCCGGCGGCGCCUCCAAUCCGAAGAAGCGUCGCAAGAACGGCGCAGCCAGCCAGCCGCCGCAGCCGCAACCGCCGACGAAUGUGCAGGAUCUACUACCGCCGCCGCUCUCCGGCUACGGCGACACCAUCGUCGCCUCCAACCCCUUCGACGACUGCCCCAGCAGCAUGACGAUGAGCAUGGUGCGCAACCCCAAUCCCAUGGGCAUGCCACCCGGCAAGCCUAUGGACAUGUACCAUAUGAAUAUGUGCCGUCCCAUGGGAGGCCCACCCAUGCCCAACAUGCACGGCCAUGGCAUGAUGAUGAACGGGUCACCUAGAAUGAAUGGACCGCCAAUGAAUGGUCCUCCAAUGGGUCCAAAUGGACCUAUGGGCCCACAAAUGAUUCCCAGUCCAAAUGGUCCCGGUUCUAUGCAUGGACCCAUACCUGGCCCAAUGCAAAGCCCUCUAGGAAAUAUGGGUCCAUCUCCCGGAAUGCCCGGACCUAUCAAUGGACCAAUGAUGUCCCCAAUGGGUGGGCCUAUGAACAAUGGCGGACCGAUGGGUGGCCCAAUACACAGCCCACACAACCCGAUGAAUGGCCCAAUGAACAGUCCGAUGAGCGGACAUGGAAAUGGACCGGGACCGAUGAACGGCAUGUCUUCACCCAUGGGCAACCAGAUGAAUGGUAUGGGUCCGGGCAAUAUGAAUAACCCGAUGGGUGGACCGCCGAAUCCUUGUAAUAUGAAUCACAAUUCAGGAAAUGGACCUAUGAAUAAUAAUUUUAUGAUGCCUAUGUAUCAGAAACCUAUGCCAGUGAGUGCAGGAAAGGUCUAUCCUGCUGAUCAACCUAUGGUGUUUAACUCACAGAAUCCUAACGCUCCGCCGAUUUAUCCAUGCGGUGUUUGCCAUAAAGAAGUUCAUGAUAAUGAUCAAGCAAUACUAUGUGAGAGUGGAUGCAAUUUUUGGUUCCAUAGAGCUUGCACGGGAUUAACGGAAGCGGCCUUUUCGAUGUUGACGAACGAGGUGUACGCGGAGUGGGUGUGCGACAAGUGUCUCAACACGAAGACCAUACCGCUAGUUAAAUUCAAGCCAUAACCAUGCAAAAAUUCGCUCAUUCACAGUAAGAUAACUAGAUAACCUUAAAACUAGGUAUGCAACUCGAAUAACAAACAAACAAACAAAACACAAACGCAGGGAUUGAAAUGUUACAAAUAAGUGACAAACACAUAAAAAAAAUUAAAUGAAUUAAUUCGAAAGACUGAAAUCUUAAUAAUAUUAAAUAAUGUAAAUGAAAAUAUGAUAUGAAUGUACAAAAUUCACACACGCGGAGUUUUUUGUUUUCGAUGUUUUAGCCGUUUUUAACCUUAAAAAUACGCUGCGUUUCAUUAAUUUAUUGAUGAAUUUUGUUUUGGUGUAUGAAACAUCACUGUGGACCAAAAUUUGCGCCGCUUUUUCAUCUCUUAAGGCACAUUUACUAUUACUUCCUAUAAUUUAGUGUAAUUUUAUUUAAACCAUAGCUAAAGCAACCCCUUUAGGCCUCACCAAUAAUUUGUACAGUAUAUGUAAAUACUAAAUAGGUCUUAUUAUUAUUAUCUUAACAAGAAAAAGACGGUUAUGGCUUGAAUGUUAAAGUCUCGCGCAGAUAUUGAAUCAAAUCAAAACGUUAGUUUUAAUGCACUCUUCUACUGCCAUCAAAAAUCGUUAAAGAUCGCUAGAUGGGAAAUAAAAUCGAAUGCCUUAUGUGUGCGAGAAUGAUGCAACAGUAUACCGGUGAUAAAUAUUAUGAUAACUGAUAACAAAUGCAAAUCACACACAAGUUUUAAUGUAUCUAUUAGAUUAUACGACCUGAAUGGAAUUGAUUUCAGGUAAUUUCAGAAUAGGCAAGUAUGGGGUGGGCCUUUGUAUAAAGUUAUUACUUAAUAAAUAAUGCAUUAAACCAGUUAAAAA
This is a messenger RNA of Dalotia coriaria, 2288 nucleotides long. Its product is annotated as protein pygopus-like. The record is from RefSeq and is a predicted model, not a curated record. Lineage: Eukaryota; Metazoa; Arthropoda; Insecta; Coleoptera; Staphylinidae. Bases 300 to 1436 code for a protein of 378 amino acids. The transcript is spliced from 7 exons.